AUGGAACAUAUGUGCCAGCUGGUGGAACUUAUAUACCACCAAACCCUCCAAGAGAAGCACCUGCACCAGGACUACCUAAAACAUUUACAUCGUCACAUGGACACAGACACAGGCAUGCACCACAACAACAACCAACACAACAACCAACAGUUCAAAAUCCAGCACCACAACAACAACCAAAACCAGCACAGCAACCAACAGUUCAAAACCCUGCACAGCAACCACAAACAGAGCAAAGACACAAAAGAAGUAGAGAAAAAGGAAACCAAGAAUUCUUAA
This is a messenger RNA of Trichomonas vaginalis G3, 279 nucleotides long. RefSeq names its product protein of unknown function, DUF4106 family. The coding region runs from base 1 to 279 and encodes 92 amino acids. The record is from RefSeq and is a predicted model, not a curated record. NCBI's taxonomy places the organism in Eukaryota, Parabasalia, Trichomonadida, Trichomonadidae. The transcript has a single exon.